This is a messenger RNA of Danio rerio (zebrafish), 3540 nucleotides long. NCBI's taxonomy places the organism in Eukaryota, Metazoa, Chordata, Actinopteri, Cypriniformes, Danionidae. The record is from RefSeq and is a predicted model, not a curated record.
AUGAAAAAAGGCAGAUCAGGGGUUGUCAAGAGGAAACAAGAACAAUGUAAAGAGGGGGAAAUUGAUCCAAGGUUUUGGGAGGUGUUGCUGAGCGCUGCCAGGAAAGAUUAUGAACGUAUUUGUCACGAAUAUGGAGUCACUGACUUCAGGUGGAUGCUGAGAAAACUAAACCAGAAGAGGAAGGAAAGAGAGGCAGAGCAGUCCAAGGUCUCUUUUACUAUAAUGCCUGACGUGGAGUUUAGCAGGACUCUCAAAGACACGAAAGUGGCAGAAGGGCAGGAUGCAGUGUUUGAGUGUGCCUUAUUGGACCCUGUCCCACAAAUCACCUGGUGCGUCAAUGAUGUCUCUGUAGAGAAUGGAGAUAAAUAUGUUAUCACAGUGUCGGAAGACCAGCAAGUGCACAAACUAGCAGUGAAAAACUGCACAAAAGAUGACAAGGGAGUCUAUUCGGCUAUUGCUGGUCUCAGAUCAAGCCAGGGGACUUUGGAUGUGGAAGCCAGUGGUACAAGUGACGCAGAUGAACUUGCAAAACAUUUAGCUGAGGAUAAAGCCAGACUGCAGAGGGAAAAGAAUGAAGCAGCUAGGAGGGCACAGGCUGAAAAGGAUGAAGCAGCCAGGAGGGCACAGGCAGAGCGAGAUGAAGCGGCUAGAAAGGCCAAGAAAGAGCAAGAUGAUGCCAGGAGAGCCCAAGCUGAAAGAGAUGAAGCCGCCAGGAGGGCCAAGGCAGACCAAGAUAAAGCCUCCAGGAAGGCAAAGGCUGACCAGGAUGAAGCUGCCAGGAAGGCUCAAGAAGAGCAAGAUGAGGCAGCCAAGAGGUCGCAAGCUGAAAGAGAUGAAGCGGCCCGGAGAGCUCAGGCUGAAAGAGAUGAGGCAGCCAGGAGGGCACAUGCCGACCGAGAAGCGGCUGAAAAAAGGGCAGCCAUGAUGGCAAAGAAAGAAGAACAAAAUGGCAGUGGAGGAUCUAUCCUGGUAGAUGUCGAUGAAGGUGAUGGAUCAGAGAUGAACAAUGGAGGAGAUGGAACUAGGAAAGAUGGAAAAGGAGAUGGUUUAGAUGUAGAUGGUUCAAGAGGAGAUGGAUCAAGUGAGAAGCGCACAAAACGUGCAAGAGACAGUGAAUUGGUUCCUAACUGCAUCACAGAACAUGGAGUCCACUUUCUGAAAGGCUUGUCAGAUGCUGUUGUAAACAUUGGAGAAUCAGCAGAGUUAGGGUGCAAACUUAGCAGUGAAGAUAGCACUGGAUUAUGGUACAAAGAUGGCAAAAAGCUGGUGUCUGAGGAUGGGAUUACAGUUGUUAAAGAUGGGGCUCACCACAAACUAAUCAUCCAUAAAUGCCAAGAAGGAGAUGCUGGGAAAUACAAGUUUGAGGCUGAAGGACGUAAAUCAGAGGCUUCAUUAACUGUUGAAGAUCCACCCAAAAUUGAUGCAGAUGCCUUGGGUAAAUUCUCAGAACCCAUUGUUGUGAAAGCAGGAGAAAAUGCUUCCUUCAAGCUGCCAUUUUCAGGAAAAGAGCCAUUCAAGAUCCAGUGGUUUAAAGGGGACGAAGAGCUGCUGGAGGGUCACGGAGUCAGGAUUGAAAAGUCUUCAGCUCACAGUCGCGUACUUCUUACUAAGUGUCAGCGCAAAGACACCGGAGAGAUCAAGAUCAAAGUCAAAAAUGAAUUUGCCACCAUGGAAGCAGCAUCAAAACUCAUUGUACUUGACAGGCCAAGUCCACCACAAGGACCUGUGGAAAUUGUAGAAAGCUCCUUGUCUGCUAUCGAGUUUAAAUGGAGAUCCCCGAAGGAUGAUGGGGGUUGCCCUGUCACUAAUUACAACCUGGAGCGUCAACAGCUGGGACGGAACACCUGGACUAAAAUUGGAGACAUUCCUGGACAGCCUGUCUACAGAGACACGAACACUGAACGUGGUCGAAAGUACUGCUACAGAAUCCGCGCAAAAAACUCAGAGGGCCUCAGUGACAUCAUGACAACUAAUGACAUAGCUGCGGGCACUUUGGGUGAGAUUCCUCAAGUCCGUCUAUGUUUUCUUAGUCUUCAGAAAAAGGAAAUGUCAUUCCCUGGCUCUCCUGCUCCUCCUAAAGUGGUCAGUGCCUUUAAAGACUGUGUUAAUUUGGCCUGGCUUCCUCCCUCCAACACUGUAGGAGGCAGUAUCAUUGGCUACAAUGUGGAAAAACGAAAAAAGGGCAGCAAUUUUUGGAGUCAAGCAAACCUAAAAGAUGAACCAAUCAGAGAGAAGAAGUACGCAGUAAAAGAUGUAAUGGAAGGUGUAGAGUACGAGUUCAGAGUUUCUGCUGUUAACACAUGUGGCCCUGGAGAACCAAGCGGACCCUCUGAAUGCGUGAUUGCAAGAGACCCCAAAAAGCCUCCCGGUAAGGUCAAAGAACUUAAAAUUAGUGGAUCAAGCUACACCAGCCUGUCUCUGUCCUGGACUAAACCCACAGAAGUCAAAGGUGAGGAAGAUGAAGCAAAGGGCUAUUUUGUGGAAAUCAGGCCUGCAGAGCAACUGGAGUGGAGCCGCUGCAAUACAAAUGCUGUGAAUCAGACCUCCUUUACUGUUGUGGGAUUGAAGUCAAUGGCUAUGUAUUGGGUUCAAGUGAUUGCCACCAAUGAAGGAGGAGAGGGGCUUCCGCAGAGCUUUGACAAUUAUAUCAUCGCCAUGCCUCCUCCGGGUACAGAUUCUUAUUUAUUUAAAUGUGUUUGCUUCUGUGUCAGUUUUGAGGCCUCUCCAUUACCAGACAUUACAUGGCUAAAAGACGGUUUUCCUGUAGGCAAACGUGUGACGAUUGCUAAUUUUGAAAAAGGUUCUCAGCUAUUUAUUUACACCUCAGAGCUGUCUGACACUGGCAUCUAUACAGUCAAUGUGAAGAACACGGUGGGCCAGGACACCUUCGCUAUUGAAAUAAGAGUCACUGAUGACCCCAAGCCUCCAGGUCCAGUAGAACUGGAACAAAAUGUCCACGACACUGUGACUCUGUCAUGGACUCCAUCCCCUGAUGAGAAACGAGACAAUCAUCUACAUUACAUGGUGAUGAAGCGGGACUCUGUCAAGCAGACAUGGCGCACAGUGGUCGAUCGCUUGUUCAACAACAAAUUCACAGUCAUUAACAUCUUGCCAGGACGAGAGUACACUUUCAGAGUGUUUGCCAAGAAUGAUAUAGGUCUCUCGGAGCCAUCAGUGUCUCCUGUUUGGGGAACCACCAAAAAAAGAGAAAAACACACAUACAGCAUGCCUGUAUCAAAGACCAUAGACUUCCAGGCAGCCCCCAGAUUUAUUGUCCCAUUGAAACUCCAUGCUGCUCCGCCGGGUUAUGAGUGCCACAUGAGCUGUGCUGUUACCGGCAACCCGACCCCACAUAUCACCUGGUACCACAACAACAUCAGCCUCAACACAAACCCAAACUACUACAUCACCAAUGUGUGUGGGGUUUGUUCCCUGCUGAUCCUGAGGGUUGAACGCAAAGACAUUGGAGAGUACAAGGUUGUGGCCGAAAGCCCUCUUGGUCAUGAUGAGAGCGCCACCAAGCUCAUAAUCAAAGAGUGA